CUGUGGCAAACGUAUAACGUAGUUCACUCUUUAAUUUGUGCUUAGUAGUCACAAACAUAAUAACUUUUUAAGUUUAAAUCGAAAUAAAAGUAUUAAACUUUAAUUAAAAAAUUACAUUUUCUUAAAAAAGUAUUCAAAAUGACUGUAGGAACGUUAGCACACUCCAAACCGAAACCAGUUAAUAUUUCAGAGGUCGUCCAAAAAGCCCGGAACACAUUCAACAGCGGCGUCACAAGGCCGUUGGAAUGGAGAAAGAAACAAUUGAAAAGCUUAUUGAAGAUGUACGAAGAGAACAAAAACGCUAUGAUAGACGCUCUUGUCAAAGAUCUGAGGAGAAGCAAGACGGAGGCGAUUCUACUAGAAGUCGACUACCUGAUAAAUGAUCUAAGUAACACGCUGAAUAAUUUCGACGAGUGGACGAAACCUGAACAGCCUCCAAAAGGUAUUGUGAACGUUUUAGAUGACGUGGUUAUCUACAAUGACCCCUAUGGCGUGGUGCUCGUAAUCGGUGCGUGGAACUACCCUUUGCAACUGUUGUUGCUGCCCAUGGCUAGUGCGAUCGCAGCAGGGAACGUGGUCAUCGUCAAACCCAGUGAACUAGCAGUCGCCAGUUCACAGUUCAUUGUCGAAACGCUGCCUAAAUAUUUGGAUAAUGAUGCAGUUUUAAUCGUAGAAGGAGGCCCGGAGGAGACGACCGAAUUACUAAAACACAAAUUGGACUACAUCUUCUAUACUGGAGGCACAAAUGUCGGAAAGAUCGUAUACGCUGCGGCUACCAAACACCUCACUCCUGUUACGUUGGAAUUGGGAGGGAAAAGCCCAGUAUACAUUGACAAUACAGUGGACAUGGAGGUAACAGUGAAACGUGUGCUGUGGGGUAAAUUCAUCAACGUUGGCCAGACUUGCAUCGCUCCGGACUACAUUCUUUGCUCCAAGGAAGUUCAAGACAAGUUUGUUGAAAUUUCCAAAAAUGUUUUAAAAGAAUGGUACGGAGAGGACCCUCAAAAGUCACCGGAUCUUUGUAGGAUCAUUAACAACAGGCACUUUAGCCGUCUCCAAGCAUUAGUUGAUGCGAGUAAGGAUAAAAUAGCUGUCGGCGGUCGCUACGAUGCCCAGGACCGUUUCAUAGCUCCCACUAUUGUAAAGAAUGUGACCACCAGCGACAAAAUAAUGGAAGACGAAAUAUUCGGUCCGAUCCUACCGAUAGUUCCCGUCGAAAAUGCAUAUGAAGCUAUCCAAUUCAUUAACUCGAGGGAAAAACCUUUGGUGCUGUACGUGUUCUCGACAAACAAGGAGGUGACAAAGAAAUUAGUCGAAAAUACUAGCAGCGGCGGCAUGUGCGUUAACGAUACUGUCAUGCAAAUGGGAGUUGAUACGUUACCGUUCGGUGGUGUCGGUAACAGCGGUAUUGGAGCCUACCACGGCAAGAAGUCAUUCGACACGUUUACACACAAGAAGAGUUGCUUGGUGCGAAACUUUGCAGCAAUUGGAGAGAAACUGGCUUCUGGUCGCUACCCGCCCUACUCCGACGGCAAGCUGAAGCUUAUCUCUACAUUGAUGAAGAAGCGCCAGGGUCUAUCCUUCACGUACUUGCCGCACUUCAUUGCCUUUGCCCUAGGAGUUGGCCUGUCUUACGGAAUUUUCGCUUGGCAGAAGGUGGCCUCUGAAGAGUUAUAAAAGACAAAACUGCACCGGGAUGUCAGGAGUUUGAUAUUUUUUUUAUGUUUUUUUGUUUCUUAAAUCUUUAAGAAAUAACUUUAAGAUAUCUUUUAAAAAUAUAAAUACUUAAAGACUCAAAUUCAGAUCACUGAUAAUAAUUCUCGCUCAAGGUAUCACAAAUAUUCUUACAGCAUUAAAUUGUUUUAAAAAAAUAUGUAAUAAAUAACCAGAUUGCAUUCAACUUU
Messenger RNA from Vanessa atalanta (red admiral), 1904 nucleotides. RefSeq names its product aldehyde dehydrogenase, dimeric NADP-preferring (gene Aldh-III). The transcript has 11 exons. Gene Ontology annotation, cellular component: cytoplasm. Gene Ontology annotation, molecular function: aldehyde dehydrogenase (NAD+) activity. The record is from RefSeq and is a predicted model, not a curated record. The coding region runs from base 139 to 1677 and encodes 512 amino acids. Gene Ontology annotation, biological process: aldehyde metabolic process. NCBI's taxonomy places the organism in Eukaryota, Metazoa, Arthropoda, Insecta, Lepidoptera, Nymphalidae.